Molecule: messenger RNA, 9903 nt
Organism: Entelurus aequoreus (snake pipefish)
Lineage: Eukaryota; Metazoa; Chordata; Actinopteri; Syngnathiformes; Syngnathidae
Gene: agrn
Product: agrin
Exons: 38
Coding region: 1177-7368 (2063 amino acids)
Biological process (GO): negative regulation of serine-type peptidase activity; G protein-coupled acetylcholine receptor signaling pathway; central nervous system development
Molecular function (GO): calcium ion binding; laminin binding; serine-type endopeptidase inhibitor activity
Source: RefSeq, a predicted model, not a curated record
CACGGUCCUGCCGGCUGCAGACUGAGCGCUCAGGAGGAGCGUGUUUGUGGAAGCAGCAACACGCCGCUCUUGUCUUUCCACCGGAACAAAAUUGACUCCGCAGAGUGGCUUAAAAAAAAAAAUACAAUUGUAACCCUAACCCUACUUGGCACUCCGCCAUCUGUGGACCGACUGAGGGUGUCUGCAACCCGUCUGCAAGAACCCGCUACCGGGGGAUUAAGCGCUGAAUGUGAGGAUGUACCACGGACGAAGCGCUCUACCAGACCACCCUAAGGACCGGAUUCUCAGGGAGUUUCUAUUUCCCGGUAAUCAGGGCGGAUUUUUAGUCCGAGUGGAGCCCCGUCAACCUUCCCCGGUCUCGGAGCUACUCUGACAGGUCAGGUCAACUUUCCUCAUCUCUUCUUCAGACCGAAGAAGGUGUUUGCCGGUUCCAGGUUCCAGACGGAUAUGUGGACCAGCUUGUCCACGGGAUACCAAAAAAAAGCAGCUGUGUCGAGUUAGGACUUGGUUGGGGGAGAGGAAAGGGAAAUAUUUGUGGAGGGAGCCCCAGACCUUGGAGUUUGGAUGGAGGGAAUCCCUGGACCGACCGUCUAGUUAGCAAUCAGGGUCACCACCAGGUUCUCUGUGGGAGUUUUCCAUGUGGAUAUCAGACUGAAAGACCUUUUUAAUCCCUGGACCGACCGCCUAGUUGGCAAUCAGGGUCACCAGCAGAGUUUUCCAUGUGGAUAUCUGACUGAAAGACCUUUUUAAUCCCUGGACCGACCGCCUCGUUGGCAAUCAGGGUCACCAGCAGAGUUUUCCAUGUGGAUAUCUGACUGAAAGACCUUUUUAAUCGCUGGACCGACCGCUCCGUUAGCAAUCAGGGUCGCCGCCAUGUUCUCUGUGGGAGUUUUCCAUGUGGAUAUCUGACUGAAAGACUUUUUUAAUCCCUGGACCGACCGCCUCGUUGGCAAUCAGGGUCACCAGCAGAGUUUUCCAUGUGGAUAUCUGACUGAAAUACCUUUUUAAUCGCUGGACCGCCCGCCUCGUUGGCAAUCAGGGUCACCGCCAGAGUUUUCCGUGUGGAUAUCUGACUGAAAGACCUUUUUACAGGGGGUGCCACUCCCGGCCUUGGUAUUCAUCCUAAGUAUCGACAAGAAACGCUCAUAAAGGAUUGAUCAGCAGGAUGGAGGUGGUAUGGACAGGUGGUGGGCCGUAGGAGUCCAACAUGUCCCACCCUGUCCGUCCCACCUGUCGCCUGGACCCGCACCAAAGUUUGCCCGCUGGAAGUCCCCGCGGCCAAAAGCCGGAAUAAGCACCCGCUUUUUGACCCGUUCUUCAUUCUUUGCCACCGAAACCGCCGUCAUUUUCUCCAGCGGGUCCUUGGGCGCCUCGCGACGCCCGCCGCGCCCCAUCGUCCCCUCCGCCGCCGCCCUGGGGGGACGGGGGUCCAUGGAUUGGACCAUGGGUGGCGGGUGCCGCUAUCCGUCGCCUACGAUGCCCGAGCGGGAGCGGCGCUACCACCACAAGGUAUCUCUGGUGGUGCGCUACUUCAUGAUCCCCUGCAACAUCUGCCUGAUCCUGCUGGCCACGUCCACCCUGGGCUUUGCUGUGCUCCUCUUCCUCAACAACUACAAACCUCCUCACUUCACGCCCCAGCAGCCUCCCGACGGCUGCCGAGGGAAGCUGUGCGGCUUCGGCGCCGUCUGCGAGCGCGACCCUGGGGACCCCGCCGAGGCCCGCUGCGUGUGCAAAAGGGUGGACUGCCCGUCUCUGGUGGCGCCCGUCUGCGGCUCCGACUCGUCGACGUACUCCAACGAGUGCGAGCUGGAGAAAGCCCAGUGUCAGAGCCAGCGACGCAUCAAGGUGCUGCGCAAGGGCCCCUGCUCUCUGAGAGACGCCUGCACACAGGUGAGCUGCAGCUACGGCAGCACCUGUGUGCAGUCCUCAGACGGCCUGUCGGCCAAGUGCAUGUGUCCUCUGGGCUGCGGGGGCAGGAAGGCCCAGACGGUGUGCGGCAGCGACGGGAAGGACUACGGCAGCGAGUGUGAGCUGCAUGAGUAUGCCUGCAAGAACCAGAGGAACAUCAGACUGCAGCACCAGGGACCGUGUGACCCUUGCAAAGACAGCGAGAACAGCCUAAACACGAUGUGCAGGGUGGAGGCGCUCACCCGCCGCCCGCACGUCUUCGGCUCGCCCGACUCCUGCCCCCCGGCGGGCGAGCCGCUGUGCGCCAGCGACGGCCAAACGUACCCGAGCGAGUGCGCCAUGAAGGCCACCGGGCUGCAGAAGGGCAUCAAACUCCGGAAGCUUCACGCCGGCUGGUGCAGAAAACUGGAGGAAUGCGAGGAGGAGUGCAUCUUCAACGCGGUGUGUGUGGUGGAGCAGCCCACCUCGCGAUGCUCCUGUGAGCCCCUGGAGUGUGAUGGCACCUACAGGCCUGCCUGCGGCGAGGACGGCCGCACGUAUGGCAACGACUGCGUGCGGCGGAAGGCCGAGUGCCACGCCAAGACCCGCAUCCCCGUCAAGCACGCUGGGCCUUGUGAUCUGGACGCGCCCAGCCCCUGCGUGGACAAGGUGUGCCAGCACGGCGCCGUGUGCGUGGUGAAGAACGACCAGCCCGUGUGCGAGUGCCCUGAGGCCUGCCCGCAGACGUCCGACCCCGUGUGCGGCUCCGACGGGCACAGCUACGGCAGCCCCUGCGAGAUGCGCGCCAUGGUCUGCACCCUGCAGAAGACCAUCCACAUCCAGCACAAGGGACCCUGUGAUGAGUCCUGCACCAACUGCUCCUUCGGGGCCAUCUGUGAUGUCCAGACUCAAACCUGCGUGUGUGCCACCGAGUGUGUGGACUCCCACCAGCCCGUCUGUGGCAGCGACAGCACCACCUAUGGCAGCGAGUGUGAACUGCACGUGCACGCCUGCAGAACACAAACGGACCUCCAAGUGGUCAGCCAGGGAGAGUGCAAGAGCUGUGGCCACAUGGUGUGUUCCUGGGGAGCUCGCUGUGUCCAGAGCAAGUGUGAGUGCCCGCCGUGCUCGGACCCCUCCUUCUCCCCCGUCUGCGGGAGCGAUGGCGCCACCUACCAGAACCAGUGCGAGCUGCGCCUGUCCUCCUGCCAGCAGGAGAGGAGCAUCCAGGUGGUGAAGGCCGGCAGCUGCGAUGAAGAUUGUGGCUCAGGAGGAUCCGGUUCUGGUGCUGAGAACUGCGAGCUGGACCAAUGUCGCCUGUUUGGAGGCUUGUGGGAUGAGGACGCAGAGGAAGACCGCUGCUUGUGCGACUUCACCUGCCACACUGUGCCCCAAGCCCAGGUCUGUGGCUCUGACGGCAAAAGCUACAAGAACGAGUGCGAGCUGAAAAAGUCCAGAUGUGAGAAACGGGAGCACUUGACCCUUCGCCACCUGGGAGCCUGUGAAGCCCUUUCAGCCACGCCGCUGCCCGAGCCCGCCGUCCCCCAGCACUGCGCCACGUCCGUCUACGGGUGUUGCCUGGACAACGUCACCGCCGCCCUGGGAGUUGGACUGGCAGGAUGUCCAAGCAGGUGCCAGUGCAACGUGUACGGCGCCUACCAAGCGACGUGCCAGCCCAGCAGCGGGCAGUGCUCCUGCAAGCCGGGCGUUGGCGGCCAGAAGUGCGACCGCUGCGAGCCCGGCUUCUGGAACUUCCGAGGCAUCGUGACGGAGAACAUGAGUGGAUGCACGCCCUGCAGCUGCGACUCCAACGGGUCUGUGCGCGACGACUGUGAGCAGAUGUCGGGUCUGUGCUCCUGCAAAGCCGGCGUGAAGGGUAUGAAGUGCAACGUGUGUCCCGACGGAAGCAAGAUGGCCGCCAACGGCUGUGACAAAGGUCCGCAGGCUCCCACUUCCUGUGAGCAGUUACUCUGUGGUUUUGGAGCGUCUUGUGUGGAAGUCAACCAGCAGGCCCACUGUGAGUGUCCCUCACCCGACUGUGACCACCUCAACAAGACCAAGGUGUGCGGCUCAGACGGGGUGACCUACGCUGACCAGUGCCAGCUGAGGACCAUCGCCUGCAGGCAGGACAAGGACAUCACCGUGCAGCACAUUGGACAGUGCACAGAGAUACUCUCCGAGCGGGCGGAGCUGCCCACCCCGACCCCCAGCGCCACAACGCCGGCCCCCCCCUUCCCCAGUAACCAGGUGUGGGCCCUCCCGCCCCCGAGAACGGACCAGACCUCGGCGCCGCCCCCCGCCACCGCGCCCCCGCCCGCCAUCACCCACCGCCGUGCGCAAACAAACCACCGCCACCACUCCAUCCACACCCAGCCUCAGCCGCCGCGCUCCACCACCGCAUCUCACGCUAGCCCCGCCCCCUCCGCCGCCGCCAAGACUCUGGACGGAUCGGGCAGCGGGGAGCCGAGCGGAGACGACCAGGAAGAGGAAGUGGGCAGCGGCGUGCCGGCGGAGGCCAGCGGGGCAGAGGAGCCUUUGGGUGCCACAACAUCAAGCAGUUCCAUACCCGCCGCUGACCACGCCCCGUCAUGUGACACCUCGGACUUUGGUUGCUGUCCUGACGGCGAGACCGCGUCAAAUUCAUCGGAAGGAUCCAACUGUCCACCCACGGUGAAGUUCAGCGGCUUCCUGCACUUGGACCAGGUGGAGGGCCAGGAGAUGUUCUACACCCCCGAGAUGGAGGACCCCAAGUCCGAGCUCUUCGGAGAGACGGCUCGCAGCAUUGAGAGCGCCCUCAAGGACCUGUUCAGGAAGUCGGAGGUGCGCAGGGACUUCAUGAGCGUGCGCGUGCGUAACCUGGCGCCCAGCAACUCCAUCCUGGCCUUUGUGGAGGCUCACUUCAGACCAGACACCAAGUACUCUGUGGAGGACAUCGAGGGAGCGCUGAUCAAACAGCUGAAGGUGUCCAAAGAGACCAGCAUCGCCGUCAAGAAGCCGGUGGACCAGAAUAUUCGCUUCAACAACUAUGGCGUCUCCCCCACACCCUUCUACACCACCACCACCGCCUCAGUCACCACUCCCCCCACCACCACCACCACCACCAGACGCCCAAUCACGUCCCCCUACGUCACCCGUCGCCCCCCGGGCACCACCCGCAGGCCCGGCACCAGCAGACGCACCACCACCACACCGCCUCCGCCCGUCACCACAGCGACAGCGACGCCCGCCGCCGCCACCCCCGUGGUCCCUCUUGUGGGCGAGGGUGCACACAGGGCCCCCAGACCCUGCCAGUCCCACCCGUGUCUUCACGGGGGCACCUGCGAGGAUCACGCCCACCACUUCACCUGCAAGUGUCCUGCUGGGCGAGGAGGAGCGGUGUGUGAGCAAGCCAUGAAGUUCUUCAUCCCGUCCUUCGGAGGUCAGUCCUACUUGGCCUUCCAGACCAUGAGUGCCUACCACACGGUGCGCAUCGCCAUGGAGUUCCGUGCGGCCAAGCUGACGGGCAUCCUGCUCUACAACGGCCAGGAGGGCAAGAAGGACUUCAUCUCAUUGGCGCUGGUCAACGGCAAAGUGGAGCUCAGGUUCAACACAGGAUCAGGGAGCGGUGUGCUGCUCAGCAAGGUGGAGGUGACAGUGGGUGUGUGGCACCAUCUGGUGGUGACACGUAAUCGUCGCAGUGCCAUGUUGAGUGUGGACCAGGAGCCUCACGUGUCAGGAGAGUCUCCCAGAGGAACUGAUGGACUCAACCUGGACACUCACCUCUUUGUGGGAGGAGUUCCUGACGACAUCAUGCAAGACGUCCAGGAGAGGACGGCCGUGGCCUCGGGCCUGAUGGGCUGCAUCCGCCUGCUGGACGUCAACAACCGCGUUUUGAGUCUGCAGGAGAGCGGCGGCGACAGUCUGUACGGCAGCGGCGUGGGCGAGUGCGGCAACAACCCCUGCCUGCCCGACCCCUGCAAGAACGGCGCUGCCUGUCAAGUGAAGGAAGCCGAGAUGUUCCACUGUCAGUGCAGCAAAGGAUACUGGGGUCCCACUUGUGCCGACGUCCAUGACCCGUGCCAGCCCGACAGGUGCCACCCGUCCUCCCAGUGCCAGGCGCUGCCCGAGGGAGGCUACAGGUGCGAGUGCCCCAUGGGGCGCCAGGGGAGGCACUGCGAGCAAGUGGCGGAAAGGGGCGGAGCUUACAUGCCGUCCUUUAAUGGAGACUCCUACCUGGAGCUGGAGGGUCUUCAUCGCUACGGCCAUGAUCUACGCCAGAAGGUCAGCAUGACCUUGGUCCUCAUGGCCAACAACUCAGACGGCAUCAUUUUCUACAACGGCCAGAAGUCCGACGGGAAAGGAGACUUCAUCUCCUUGUCGCUCAAUCGAGGAUUCCUGGAGUUCCGAUACGACCUCGGCAAGGGACCUGCCACCAUCAGGAGCAAGGAGGCGCUGCAGCUGCACGUGUGGAACAUCAUCAACUUGGAGAGAUCUAACCGCAAGGGCGAGAUGACGGUGAACAAGAAGGAUGCCGUGAGAGGAGAGGCGCCGAAAUCACGAAAGAACCUCCACGUGGACUUGAACCUGAAGGAGUCGCUCCUAGUGGGCGGAGCUCCUGACUACAGUCGACUCGCCAGAAGCGCGGCGCUCACAGAAGGAUUUGUGGGAACCAUCCAGAAGAUCCUUCUAAUGGGCACGCCCAUCCUGCGAGAGGAGAACGCCCUGCGCUCCCAGAACCUGCUCAUGUCCCAGCAGCACCCGUGUGCCAGGGCGCCGUGCCACAAUGGCGGGCGCUGCAGCCCGCAGAUGGACACGUACGAGUGCGUGUGUCUCAGCGGCUACUCCGGCGGACAUUGCCAGAACACCAUUUACGAGAAGUCUGCCGGCACGGAGACGGAGGCCAUCGCCUUUGACGGCCGCACCUUCAUCGAGUACCACAACGCCGUCACCAGGAGCCAACUGACCAAUGAGAUUCCAGAUCCCCAGUCUGGCAAGAAGCCUUCAGACCAGAGUGAGAAAGCUCUGCUGGUCAACAAGUUGGAGCUGAGCGUGCGCACGGAGGCGACACACGGCCUGCUGCUGUGGAGCGGCAAGGCGGUGGAGCGCUCCGACUACCUGGCGCUGGCCAUCGUGGACGGCCGCGUGCAGAUGACCUAUGACCUGGGCUCCAAGCCGGUGGUGCUGCGCUCUUCGGUGCGCGUGGACAACAACCACUGGACGCGCAUCAAAGCCAGCAGAGCACUACGGGACGGAUCGCUACAGGUGGGAAACGAGGCCGCCGUGACGGGAUCAUCGCCUCUCGCCGCCACGCAGCUGGACACUGAUGGAGCUUUGUGGUUAGGCGGCCUGGAGGAAGCGGCGGCGGCUCGCCGGCUGCCCAAGGCCUACAGCACGGGCCUGGUGGGCUGCAUCAAGGACGUGGUGGUGGACGGAGUGGAGCUUCACCUGGUGGAGGACGCCCUGAACAGCCCCCAAAUAUUGCAAUGUCCCGCAGCCAAAUGAGGAUGACAAAUAAGGAAUAAAUACAGGAAAACCCUUCUUCACGCCCUCCAUAGCACCUGCUGUAAUUAUUUUCUAUUUUUGUAUACUUUUCAUGGCUUUUUAUAUGUUUGUUUUUCUUUUGAUCCGCAGCUCCGUUUUCACGCUCUUCCCCUUUUCAAAUCCUUUUGUUCUUUUUCAAUCCCCAAAUAACGACUUUAAUUUUUUUUUUUUAAUUACUUCAAUCACGGUGCCAUAUCAUUUUUCAAACAUCCAAUAAUAAGUGCAACACAGCAUUUAUUUUCAAAAUAAAACACUACAUUCCACCAUUCGCUCAUGUGAAAAUAACAUUAAAAGUAAUAAUCACUUCUGUUGUUUUUCAUCUCAUAGAGCCAGAAAAAAUAUGUAAAAUAUAUUUUAAAGCUGUAUUUUGCUCUCUGACAUGAAUCCUAAACAUUCAUCGAAUAUUCUAAAUAAUUAUAAAGUUUAUAAAUGACCACUAAUAAUAAAAAUAAUAAUAAUGCAUGCAAUUCUUCUUUUUUAAUUUUAUUUUGAAACCACGCAAAACCCUUCAAAAAACAUGUUUUUGUCUGAUUUUAUUUCCAGUUAGUCACUUUAUUAUUAUUAUUAUUAUUAUUAUUGUUCUGUAUUUCCCUCUCUGACACGAAUCCAAAACAUUAAGAAAAUAUUUUAAAUAAUUAUAAAGUUUAUAAAUGACCACUAAUAAUACAAUUAUUUAAUAAUAAUGAUGCAAUUCUGCUUUUUUAAUUGUAUUUUAAAACCAUGCGAAACCCUUCAAAAAACAUGUUUUGUCUGAUUUUUUUUUUCCAUUUAGUCACUUUAUUAUUAUUAUUAAUAUUAUUGUUCUGUAUUUCCCUCUCUGACAUGAAUCCAAAACAUUAAGAAAAUAUUUUAAAUACUUAUAAAGUUUAUAAAUGACCACUAAUAAUACAAAUAAUAAUAAUGCAUGUAAUUCUGCUUUUUUUAGUUUAUUUUAAAACCACGCAAAACCCUACAAAAAACAUGUUUUUGUCAGAUUUUAUUUCCAGUUAGUCACUUUAUUAUUAUUAUUAUUUUUAUUAUUAUUGUUCUGUAUUUCCCUCUCUGACACAAAUCCAAAAUAUUAAGCAAAUAAUUUAAAUAAUUAUAACGUUUAUAAAUGACCACUAAUAAUAAAAAUUAUUUUAUAAUGAUGCAAUUCUGCUUUUUUAAUUGUAUUUUAAAACCACGUGAAACCCUUCAAAAAACAUGAUUUUGUCUGAUUGUAUUUCUAGUUAGUCACUUUAUUAUUAUUAUUAUUAUUAUUGUUGUUCUGUAUUUCCCUCUCUGACACGAAUCCUAAACAUUAAGAAAAUAUUUUAAAUAAUUAUAAAGUUUAUAAAUGACCACUAAUAAUAAAAAUUAUUUAAUAAUAAUGAUGCAAUUCUGCUUUUUUAAUUGUAUUUUAAAACCACACGAAACCCUUCAAAAAACAUGUUUUUGUCUGAUUUUAUUUCCAGCGAGUCACUUUAUUAUUAUUGUUAUUAUUGUUCUGUAUUUUCCUCUCUGACAUGAAUCCUAAACAUUAAUCAAACAUUUUAAAUGAUUAAAAAGUUUAUAAAUAACAACCUUUACAGAACUCAUGAUGACUACUAAUAAUAAAAAUAAUAAUCAUAAUAAUAAUGCAUGUGAUUCUGUAUUUAUUUUCUUUUAACCACGCGACACCCUUCAAAAAACAUGUUUUUGUCUGAUUUUAUUUCCAGUUAUUGACUUUAUUAUGAUUAUUUUUGUUGUGGGUGUAAAACAGUCGGGCGCCCUCGCAAAGGAGAGACUGACUCUAUCCUGCCCGGCAACAGCGACUCAUCAAUGUGAAGAAACACAAAAAAAGGCCUAAUUUGCAGUUGUUUUUCCCUCUGGAAAUAUGCAUAAAGAUAUAUUCCACAUUCCUGGCUGCUAAGAGAGACUGUGAGCCUUUUUCCAAGCCAUAACAAGAAGAAAAUACUAACAAAAGAUAGUAAAUAAGUAGCGCAUGACUCUGGAAGCAUUCGGCCAUGCAGUUGCUGAUAAUAAUAAUAAUAAUAAUAAGCUGUGAUUGAUGACUUCUUUUGAUAUGAAAUCUUUGGCAAUAUAUUCUAUUGAUAUGUUAUCACCUUGUGGUUUUUUUGUACAUUGUGAAUGUUGGUGUCAUGUGUGGAGGUUGAUGUUGUUUGAAAUGAAUAUACACUGGUCUGUUCUAGCACACACUCAUCAUAUUAAUCCUCAUAAUUAUCAUGGAAGUCUUUUUUCCUCUGCACGUGCCGGCCAACAGGAAAGACUUGCCUUAAGAAGCCGCCAUGCAUAAUAAGUCAGAAUAAUGAUCAAUCAGGACAAGGGUGUGUUCCUUAUUUAUGUCGACUACUGAAGCGCCACAAACCUGCCAAAUGUUCCCAGGCAUGACCUGAACUUGACUAACUCCAUGUUCCUCUCUUCCUUCCCGCCAAUAAAAUGUCAAUCAUUAUUGUUUUGGGUCUUGUCUAUCUUCACGCGCCACAGCAAUGUGGACUAGCAUGACGCCGAAAGGAAAAUAAAAACUUUUCCAGA